CUAGACUUCUGCGCAAGCGCACUCGCUCCGCACGUUAUUUUGGCGUUGUUAGCGGGUUAAAUUCAUGUUUCUAUAGCUUCACCGCGCCGUUCACGUACGUUGUGUGUCAUGUUUGUCUCCUAUUGGACUGACAGUAGCUGUUUUUAGCUGUUGCUCGAACCGGGAGGCAGAAUUCACGAAGAGAAAGCUGCAGUUUAAAGAAAGCGAAGUUAGCUUUAGCCCUCCGGAGCUACAAGAGGCAGCAUGGCAGCUGUACUGGAGCUGGUUGCAGGGAGCUACGAGCAGGUCGCCUUUGGUUACCGGGUGAAAACCGAGGAGAGGGAGUGGACAUCCAAGGCCAACUUCACACAUCACGCUCACACAGCAUCCAUAUCAGCCGUGGCAGCCAGUGAGAGGUUUGUGGUCACCGGUAGCAAAGAUGAGACCAUACAGCUGUACGACAUGAAGAAGAGGGUUGAACACGGAGCUCUGCUGCAUCAUGACGGCACCAUCAACUGCCUGGAGUUUUACGGGUCGUCUCAUUUGCUGAGCGGAGGAGAAGAUGGACUCUUGUGUGUGUGGAGCACGAAGAAGUGGGAGUGUCUGAAAUCCAUCAGAGCUCACAAAGGUCCUGUCACAUCGCUGUCCGUCCAUCCAUCUGGGAAACUUGCGCUUACAGUUGGGACAGAUAAGACUCUCAGAACUUGGAAUCUAAUUAAUGGACGAUCGGCCUUCAUCAAAAACAUAAAACAGAACGCACACAUUGUCCGAUGGUCUCCAGAUGGGGAUAAAUAUGUGGUUGUUGUGAAUGACAAAGUGGACGUCUACAACCUGGAGACGGCCUCUGUGAUUGCAACGAUCACAAACCCCAAGAGGAUCUCAUCUGUGAAGUUCUUAAACAACUCCAUCCUGGCCGUCGCAGGAGACGAUGAAAUCGUGAGGUUAUGUGACACGGGAAAAGAGAAAUGGGUGUGUGAGUUUAAGGCUCAUGAAACAAGAGUAAAAGCAGUUGACAGUUUCAUUAUGGAGGAUUACUGCGUGAUGGUGACGGCUUCAAACGACGGAUUCAUCAAAAUGUGGAAGCUUCAUCUAAAAGAGGAGCUGGAAUCUCCCACUCUCCUCGUGGAAGUGAACACAUCGGCCAGACUGACGUGCCUCGCUGUGUGGAAACCUUCGGCCCUGCAGCAGAUCGCUGAGGAACCAGCAGCUGAGGCAACAACAUCUGAAGAACUCGCUCGGGAGCUUUUGAAGACGAAGAGAGUGCGAAUUGCAACGGAAGAAGUCAUCCUAGAAGAUGAGAGCAAACCCAAAAAGAAGAAAAAGGCUGGUGGAAAAUCGAGCGAGAAAUAAUAAACACGUUUUAUUAUUGGUGGACUGUUUUAUAUCUGGACUUGUUUGUGCACAUGUGCAUUCUGCAGGUGAUAAACUGCAGUUUUUUUUGGACAGAUUUUAUGAAUAUAGUUGCUGUCGACGCUGAAAAGAAGAAAAGACAAAUGGAAAAUGAGAUGGGCAACAAUAAAAAUGUUUUAUAAUCCA
This is a messenger RNA of Dicentrarchus labrax (European seabass), 1515 nucleotides long. RefSeq names its product PAK1 interacting protein 1 (gene pak1ip1). Gene Ontology annotation, molecular function: protein binding. The record is from RefSeq and is a predicted model, not a curated record. NCBI's taxonomy places the organism in Eukaryota, Metazoa, Chordata, Actinopteri, Moronidae. The transcript has 10 exons. Bases 244 to 1329 code for a protein of 361 amino acids.